Molecule: messenger RNA, 1538 nt
Organism: Condylura cristata (star-nosed mole)
Lineage: Eukaryota; Metazoa; Chordata; Mammalia; Eulipotyphla; Talpidae
Gene: SERPINA9
Product: serpin peptidase inhibitor, clade A (alpha-1 antiproteinase, antitrypsin), member 9
Exons: 4
Coding region: 1-1257 (418 amino acids)
Biological process (GO): negative regulation of endopeptidase activity
Molecular function (GO): serine-type endopeptidase inhibitor activity
Source: RefSeq, a predicted model, not a curated record
AUGGCACCCGCCUUUUAUGGAGUGCUCCUAGUGAUUAGCCUCUGUGCUCCUAUCCGCUGUGUGCAUCCAUCCAGGCCCCCUAACCGAGGUGCUCCCCAACCCUCCUCCACAAAGGGCACCACCACCUCCCAGGUGGCCUCCAGCAACACCGACUUCGCCUUCCGCCUGUACCGGAGGCUGGUGUUGAAGACCCCGAAUCAGAACGUCGUCUUCUCUCCCCUGAGCGUCUCUGCCUCCCUGGCCAUGCUGUCCCUCGGGGCCCGCUCCACCACCAAGAGCCAGAUCCUCCGGGGCUUGGGCUUCAACCCCCAACACACGCCAGAGGCGGCCAUCCACCGGGGCUUCCAGCAUCUGGUCCACUCCCUCAACGUCCCCAACCAGGACCUGUGCGUGAAGAUGGGGAGUGUCCUCUUCAUCAGGAAGGAGCUGAGGCUGCAAGAACAGUUUUUGGUGGAUGUCAAGAGGCUGUAUGAGGCGGAAGUCCUCUCUACCGAUUUCUCCAACACCUCCACUGCCCUGGCGCGGAUCAAUGGCUACGUGGAGAAGGAGACCAACGGGAAGGUCGUGGGCUUAGUCCAAGAGCUGGAGCCGAUGACGGCGAUGGUCCUAGUGAACCACGUUUUCUUUAAAGCCAAAUGGAAGAAGCCCUUUGCCCCUGCAGACACAAGGAACAGCUUCCCGUUCCUGGUGGACAAGAGGCCCUGUGUGCGGGUCCCCAUGAUGCACCAGGUGGAGGAGUUUGCUUUCGGGGUGGAUCUGGAGCUGAACUGCUCGCUGCUCCGGAUGGACUAUAGUGGGGACACCAGUGUCCUUUUCAUGCUACCAGGCCAGGGCAGGAUGAGGCAGCUGGAACAGGCCUUGUCAGACAGGAGGCUGCAGAAGUGGAACCACUUACUCAGGAAGAGGUGGGUGGAGGUGUUCAUGCCCAAGUUUUCCAUUUCCGCUUCCUAUGACCUGGAGACCAUCCUCCCAAAGAUGGGCAUCCGAGACGCCUUUGGCAAAAACGCUGAUUUUUCUGGGAUCACAAAAAGAGACUCGCUGCAGGUUUCCAAGGCUGCCCACAAGGCUGUGCUGGACGUCGACGAGGAGGGCACAGAGGCCGCGGCCACCAGCGCCACCAAGCUCGUGGUCCGGUCGAAGGGCAGGCCCGCCUCCCACACCAUCACCUUCAACAUGCCCUUCCUGCUGCAGAUCACUCACGGGGCCACAGGCACCCCUCUCUUCCUAGGGAAAGUGACGGACCCCACUAAAUUCUAGUGGCAAAAAAGCCUGCUGACUGAGUCCAUAGCAACCAUGUGCUCCUGGGGUGAUGAGAGCUUGGGGUCCUCGUGUUCUGAGGGUCGCUAGCCCCAGCAGAGCUGUGCGCCCACCCAAGAUGCCACUGUGAGUCUCCAUCCCCUAAAGUCAGCAGAGAUCUUAUCACAAAUCAACAGUCGUGGUCUUUCCCGAGCGCUCCUGGCAAUGACCGUGAGUUCUUCCCGGGCUGGCGUCCGUCCAGUCCUGGGGGCCCCUGGGAAUGGGAACGGGGGCUGGCAGCG